GAUCAACACUAGGUCAGACCAAAACAUGGAGACCGAGGUCCAUAACUUCGUCUUCGUCUGGAUCUCCGUCGUCGCUGCCCUAAUAUACUGCCGCUACAUCUCCGACCUCGUCCCCGUCGGACCCAAGAGGCUCCUCCUCUUCCUCCCGGUCAUCCUCCUCUUCCUGCUCCUCCCUCUCCGUCUCACCACCAUCUCCCUCGGCGGUCUCACCGCCUUCUUCGUCGCCUGGCUCUGCAACUUCAAGCUCCUCCUCCUCGCUUGUGGCAAAGGCCCUUUGGCCCCGCCGUCGCCUCCUCUCUCUCUUCCGCUUUUCGUGGCCGUCGCAUCUCUUCCGAUCAAGAUCAGCCCUUCCGCGGGGGCCGCGGCUUCCAAGAACGGCGGCGGUGGCGACGGACUCAAGUCGCCGGCGAAUUACGUCGCGAAAUGUCUGUUGGUGGCUUCGCUCUUCCCGCUCUACCAGCAGAGUGACUACGUGCACGAGAAGGUCAUGAUGGUGGCGUACUCCAUCCACAUGUAUAUCGGGCUUGAGGUGGCCCUGGCGGCCGUCGGCACGGUGGCUGGCCGGCUCAUCGGCGCGGCGGUGGAGCCACAGUUCGACGAGCCGUACCUCGCCACGUCGCUCCAGGACUUCUGGGGGCGGCGGUGGAACCUCAUGGUGACGAGCAUCCUGCGGCCGAGUGUGUACGACCCCGUCUGGUCGGCCUCGGGCCACCUCGUCGGGAGGCGGUGGGCCACACUGCCCGCCGUGCUGGCCACGUUCGCGGUCUCCGCCCUCAUGCACGAGCUGAUCUUCUACUACAUCGGGAGGAAGGAGCCCGCGUGGGUGGUCACGUGGUUCUUCCUCCUCCACGGGGUCGCCGUGGCGGCGGAGGUCGCGGCGAAGAAGGCCCUGCGCAGCACGAGGUGGCGGCUGCCGGCGGAGGCGUCGAGGCCGCUGACGGUGGGGUUCGUGGUCGUGACGGGGUUCUGGCUGUUCCUGCCGCCGCUGCUGCGGUGUGACGCGGUGGGGAAGGGGCGGAGGGAGACCAUUGCGGUUAUCGAGUUUGGGAAAGGGGUUUGGAGCAUGUUGAGAUUUAACUCAUUUAACGUAGUAAGUGGUCCUUGAAUUCCUCCAUAUUUUGUAAAGAUUAGUCGUCCUUGGGCCACAAACAUAGUUAAAGGGCGGAUUUUGAAAAACUUUCUUCUAAGGCUGGUCGAACUAUUUUAAAAGCUUAAAUUAUUA
This is a messenger RNA of Rhodamnia argentea, 1222 nucleotides long. RefSeq names its product acyl-CoA--sterol O-acyltransferase 1-like. Lineage: Eukaryota; Viridiplantae; Streptophyta; Magnoliopsida; Myrtales; Myrtaceae. The record is from RefSeq and is a predicted model, not a curated record. Gene Ontology annotation, biological process: lipid metabolic process. The transcript has a single exon. The coding region runs from base 26 to 1105 and encodes 359 amino acids.